Messenger RNA from Rotaria sp. Silwood1, 396 nucleotides. The record is from the annotation of a GenBank genome assembly. Lineage: Eukaryota; Metazoa; Rotifera; Eurotatoria; Philodinida; Philodinidae.
AUGAUACCGAAGCCACAAGAUCACUUUCUUUUAUAUUUAUCUGCCAAUUCACCAGUGUUAUAUCUGAUCAAUGCAUCGUUCAAAGAUGAACUAAUUAAUGAACACUUAGCGAGUUAUUCUCGGAUGUAUGAUAGUGCAUCACGUGGUUGUAAUACAACGAGAUCAUUAAAUAAAGAACAAGAACAAAAUUUCCCUAUUAUAUCGAAAUUACUUAUAACACUUAGUCAACAAAUUGUACCUUAUCCAAACGAAUAUUUUCAUGGUCGAGGUAUUGUUCUUACUGUUGGACCACUUCAAUUAACAUUAGCAAGAGUCAAUCUAAGAAUGAUUGAACACAGUGGUAGUCAAUUAAAUGUUCAAGUAAAUAUAAUUCCAUUUAGACGUACAUCAAAAUGA